AUGGUGAUAGUUUUAAGAUUUGUUGAUGCUGAAGGAGUGAUACAGGAAAGUUUUGAUGUUAGUAAAAUUCGUGGUCAAGGCUAUGAUGGUGCUAGCAAUAUGAGAGGAGAAUGGAACGGAUUGCAAGCACUUGUCCGGGAAUAUAGUCCUUAUGCGUAUUAUGUUCACUGCUUUGCUCACAGGUUACAACUUGCCUUGGUUUGUGUCUCAAGGGAUGUGACUCCAGUACACCAAUUCUUCUCAUACCUAGUUUUUAUAAUUAAUGUGGUUUGUGCUUCUAGUAAGCGCCAUGAUGAGUUACAAAUGGCGAAGGCGGAUGAGAUUAAAAAGUUACUAGAAUUGGGUGAAAUCAAAUUGGGAAAAGGACAAAAUCAGGUAGGGACAUUAAGAAGGGCCGGUGAUACACGUUGGGGUUCCCAUUUUAAAUUUGUUUGUAGUUUGGUUAACAAGUUUGAUGUCACCCGUGCUGUUCUCAAGGGAAUAAUUGAAGACACGGCUCAUGCUACUAGUUCUCAACGUGGAGAUGCUAAUAUAGCUUACGGUUACUUGCGAUCAUUUGAGUUUGUGCUUGUUCUUCACUUGAUGAAAGAAGUAAUGGCAAAAACCGAUACACUUUGUCAAGCAUUACAAAAGAAAUCCCAAGACAUCCUUAAUGCAAUGGAGUUAGUUUCUGCAACAAAGGCUAGUCUAACUAAUUUUAGAAACAGCGGAUGGGAUUCUUUAUUUGAAAAGGUAGAUUUGUUUACAGAGACAUUGGACAAACAACUACAUGAGCUGGAUAGUAGAUUCAAUGAGCAAGCGAUAGAUUUGUUAUCUCUUGGUGUGACUUGA
Messenger RNA from Helianthus annuus (common sunflower), 831 nucleotides. RefSeq names its product zinc finger MYM-type protein 1-like. Lineage: Eukaryota; Viridiplantae; Streptophyta; Magnoliopsida; Asterales; Asteraceae. Bases 1 to 831 code for a protein of 276 amino acids. The record is from RefSeq and is a predicted model, not a curated record. The transcript is spliced from 4 exons.